Molecule: messenger RNA, 2196 nt
Organism: Phycomyces blakesleeanus NRRL 1555(-)
Lineage: Eukaryota; Fungi; Mucoromycota; Mucoromycetes; Mucorales; Phycomycetaceae
Exons: 5
Coding region: 133-1779 (548 amino acids)
Biological process (GO): protein folding
Cellular component (GO): chaperonin-containing T-complex
Molecular function (GO): ATP-dependent protein folding chaperone; ATP binding; ATP hydrolysis activity
Source: RefSeq, a predicted model, not a curated record
AUUUCGACUUGUCCCGUUCCUUUCUCUCUCUUUUUUUACUCCACUUUGUUGUUGUAAAAAAAACAAACCAUAACCUCAUCUUUAUAUUUUUAUAUACGUAUAAAUAUAUAAUUUAUAUAAAAUUUGGCUUGAAUGUCGCACCCAGGCAAUAUUGAUCCUAAUUCAGCAGUCUAUGCUACCGAUGAGUAUGGUCGUCCUUUUAUCAUCGUCCGCGAAGGACAGACAAAGUCUAGAUUGAGCGGGAUCGCUGCCAUUCGCUCCCACAUCUUGGCUGCCAAAACCGUAGCCACCAUCAUCAAAACCUCUUUGGGUCCCCGCGGUCUUGACAAGAUCUUGAUUUCCCCCGAUGGCGAUAUUACCGUCACCAACGAUGGCGCAACUAUUCUCGAUCAGAUGGCUGUUGAACAUCAGAUUGCUAAACUUUUGGUUCAGUUGUCCAAGAGUCAAGAUGAUGAGAUUGGAGAUGGUACCACUGGUGUGGUUGUGUUGGCUGGGUCUCUGUUGGAGCAGUGCGAACAGUUGUUGGAUCGUGGUAUUCAUCCUAUCCGUAUUGCUGAUGGCUUCGAGCGCGCUUGCAAUGUCGCUGUUUCUCACCUUGAGUCCAUUUCCGAUACUAUUGAGUUCAGCAAGGACAAUGUCUCUAACCUCAAGAAGACUGCUAUGACCAGUCUUGGCAGCAAAAUUGUGUCAAAGUGUCAUGAACAGUUCGCUGACAUUGCUGUCAACGCUGUUUUGGCCGUUGCUGACUUGGAGCGCAAGGAUGUUGAUUUUGAGCUUAUCAAGGUAGACGGUAAGGUCGGUGGAUCGAUGCAAGAUACCCUGUUGGUCCAAGGUGUUGUCAUCGACAAGGACAUGUCUCACCCUCAGAUGCCCCGUGAGGUUCGUGAUGCCAAACUUGCCAUCUUGACCUGUCCCUUUGAGCCCCCAAGACCCAAGACCAAGCACAAGCUCGACAUCACCUCUGUUGAAGAGUACGAGAAGCUCCAGGCUUACGAGACCAAGAAGUUCGAGGAUAUGAUCAAGCAGGUCAAGGACUCCGGUGCCAACAUGGUUAUCUGUCAGUGGGGCUUCGAUGACGAAGCCAACCACUUGUUGUUGCAGAACAAGUUGCCUGCCGUCCGCUGGGUUGGUGGCCCUGAGAUCGAAUUGAUUGCCAUUGCAACAAACGGUCGCAUUGUGCCCCGCUUCGAGGAUCUGUCCCCUGAGAAGCUCGGUAAGGCCGGAAUUGUGCGUGAGCUGACCUUUGGUACAACCAAGGAUCGUAUGUUGGUGAUUGAGGAGUGUGCCAACACCCGUGCUGUCACUGUGUUUGUACGUGGUGGUAACAAGAUGAUCAUCGACGAGGCUAAGCGCUCGCUCCACGAUGCCAUCUGCGCUGUCCGCAACUUGGUCCGUGACAACCGUGUCGUAUAUGGUGGUGGGUCUGCUGAGAUUGCUUGCUCUUUGGCCGUGUCCAAGGUUGCUGAUGAAAUCUCGUCAAUUGAGCAGUACGCCAUGCGCGCUUUUGCCGAUGCUCUUGAUGCCACACCUCUUGCUUUGGCUGAGAACUCUGGUUUGUCUCCUAUUGAGACCUUGGCCGAAGUCAAGGCUAAGCAGGUCCUUACCGGAAAUCCCCGAUUGGGUGUCGAUUGUCUCUACAAGGGAUCUAACGAUAUGAGAGAUCAGCACGUCUACGAUCCUCUGAUCUCCAAGCGCCAGCAGUUCUUGUUGGCCACUCAGUUGGUCAAGAUGAUUUUGAAGAUUGAUGAUGUUAUCACAACCACUGGUGAUGAAUAUUAAACGAUAGAUAAAGAGAGUCAAAGAAAAGAAAAGAAGAAGAGCCAAAGACCAGAAAAAAAAACAGUGGAUAAAGAGAGACAAAACACAAAAACCACAAAAGACAAAAUACUAAAUACAAAGAGAGAAAGACAAAAAAAAAUUGGUAUUAUUAUUACUAUUUAGUAUUUAAUGUCAAACGAAAACAUAUAUAAAAAGAAAGAAGAAAACAAAAGAGAUAAUUUUUCUUCUAUACAAAACAAAGUAAAACAAAAUAACAAAUGUUCAAUGUUCAAUGUGUAUAUUCUAUUCUAUAAUUUGAUUUAAUUUCGAUCUCUAUUUCAAGUGGUGGAAUCAGUAAAAGAAUCCUUGAAUGACUACUAAAAAGAGGGCGAGGAUUCUGAUACAUAAAUGAAAAAUAAAGAGUAUUUUAUCAUGGGG